GAUGAUGACGGUAGUGGACAAGCGAUGUACGGCAAUGUGGGUUUGGUCCAUUCUAGCUCAGGUGACGCCCACGUGUCGGGUCUUUCUCACGGGGGUGUUGAAGAUUACUAUGCUGUGAACGCACCUGCCCCAGGCACCGUAGGCGUGGCAUCAGCCCGCAUCAACCACGCCUACACAGGCGGCGGGAGUCGGGACAUACAGGCUUCUUCCGCCGGGUCGGAGUUCAGCGGGAUCGUGAUCCCGGGCACCGUGUAUACAAGCAGCACUGGCCAAGUCCCAACGGGUGGUAUGGGUGGUAACCCCAACUAUAUUCCACCACCUCCCCAGCCCGCCCACAGCUACACUCCCACUUCACGUGUGGCGGUGCCCAUGAGUGCACAACCCCUAUACUCAAACACAGCCUCUCAGCCCAUCUAUAAUAAUUCUCCACGGCCACAGCAACACUCCUACACCGAGGAGUCUCCACCCCCGCCCCUUCCCACACAACCUCCUCCUACACAGGCCCAGGCGACUCCUACCUAUGCUAACUUGAGUACUAACGGUGCUGCAUACCCGCCCCCUCAUACCUUGUACGCCAACGUGGAUCCAACCUCUGGUAAGUUCUCUUCACCUUCCUUCUAGACGGCUUAUCUUAGU
Cherax quadricarinatus is the source of this 636-nucleotide messenger RNA. RefSeq names its product zyxin. NCBI's taxonomy places the organism in Eukaryota, Metazoa, Arthropoda, Malacostraca, Decapoda, Parastacidae. The record is from RefSeq and is a predicted model, not a curated record.